AUGAGCCAGGUGAAAGGAGUUACCAUUGAUAUCGGAAAAUUACCCGGAAAAAACCUUACACCUUAUGAAACUGAAAAGAAUAAAUACUACUACAACGAUGAUGAGCAUAGAGAAAGGGUGGAUGUUAUCCUAACUGAAUCUCUUCAAAAUCUUCCUGAAUAUGUAACACUCACAUAUAAACCAAACAAUCCUGAAACAAAGAUAGCUAAUAUUGAAUAUAAUGGACAACCUAAGAGUGAGUUUGACAACGAUUUGAAGGAUUGUAAAAGUGUGAUGGUAUAUUAUUGGUCAGGAGAUGGAAACUAUAAUGAUCCCCUGGUUCUCCAACUUGGUGAUGAUAAUAAAUACUACACCAACCUUAUUAGUCUGGUGAGUGUUGAUAGAGAUUCAGGCAGUCUCCUUAAACUUCUAGAUAAGUGGAGUUGUACGUGGAAUUCUGUCCAUCCUGUUGAUAUUAUGCAAAAGAAAAGCUCUUAUAAUUGUUCUUCCUGUAAUCAACCUAAGAUCAACUUAACCUCUUCACUUGUCAACAAUAAAUACACUAAAGUUAUUCAUUCGGAAUAUGCAUCAUUUUAUAAGAUUGUUGGGAGACUAAAGAAUGGUUCUCAAAACAUUACUGAUAUUCCAAUAACAAAGAACUUUUCUAAGGUUUGCGUUUACUGGUAUCCGCUGAAUGGAGAGGAAAGCAAGCCACUCCUGAUCCGCCUGCCAGCUCCUAGUACUGAUGGCAAUUCCAGUGGAAACCUUUGGUACAGGAAAGAGUCUUCCGGUAAUAAGUGGACCAAUGUGGUAGUCAGUCCACCUUCUAGUCCUGAUGAUUGUAAGGGUAUCCUAAAACUUCUCAAGGAGAUAUCACCAAAAAGUGAAGAUGAAGGUGAAGUAGAAAGUGAAUGUAUAGACCCAAACGAUGAACAAAUGAAUAAUCAAGAUUCUACGUCUUCUUCAUCCUUAUCCACUAAUCCCGUUACCACUACCAGUACACCCGGGCUUUCCCAUGGAGCCAUAGCAGGAAUAACCGUUGUAAGUGUAGGUACAGGUGGAAGUGCUCUAGGAUACGGUAGUUACAAGCUGUUUUUAUCCCUCAAAAAUCCAACUUAAUAGAGUGCCCCGUUCUCUACAUUCCGGUAAGGUCAUUAGGUUUCAGCAUACCAGACCCAUAGAAUUUUGUUAAAUCAGCGAUUAAGGGGUUCUAUCCUUCUGACCAUGCUAUAAUUUAACCUAGAGCCCAUCCUUUGUUAUAAUUUGCAUGCUUAAUUAAUGGUAGUUUCUCUUACAUGCAUAGGUAUAAUGAUGAGUGCUACAUGUCUGUAGUCAGUCCAGUUUGCCAGUAUGUAUCUCCUAGGAUCUAAUGAGAGUUGUAGAAGAGAGUCACUGCCACGCCACCAAAGCGUUCUAUGGUCAAUGAGAGACGGCAGACUUUCUUUCUCAUAGCACCUUCACCUUUUAUAACAACAAGAGAGUCUCUAAUUAAUGUCUAUGUAGUAUGGAUGAAUGUGAUUGGAGAGUGAGUCCAUGAGACCAACUUGUCUAUUCAUAAGAGACUCAAGGAUGGUAGAUCCUUCGCAAGUACCCUAAAGUCUCUCAACAACAUUAAAGUAUAGAAAAUCUUGUGAAAGUUUCCACUCAAAAGUGUUUAAUGU
Molecule: messenger RNA, 1640 nt
Organism: Theileria equi strain WA
Lineage: Eukaryota; Apicomplexa; Aconoidasida; Piroplasmida; Theileriidae
Exons: 1
Coding region: 1-1098 (365 amino acids)
Source: RefSeq, a predicted model, not a curated record